Hemicordylus capensis (graceful crag lizard) is the source of this 1316-nucleotide messenger RNA. It is a transcript of the gene ELOVL2, whose product is annotated as ELOVL fatty acid elongase 2. Bases 462 to 1304 code for a protein of 280 amino acids. Gene Ontology annotation, cellular component: endoplasmic reticulum; endoplasmic reticulum membrane. The transcript is spliced from 9 exons. Lineage: Eukaryota; Metazoa; Chordata; Lepidosauria; Squamata; Cordylidae. The record is from RefSeq and is a predicted model, not a curated record. Gene Ontology annotation, biological process: very long-chain fatty acid biosynthetic process; fatty acid elongation, saturated fatty acid; fatty acid elongation, monounsaturated fatty acid. Gene Ontology annotation, molecular function: fatty acid elongase activity.
CCUCUCUGAAGUCACCACGGGCUCCUCGCCGUGCACGAGCGGGGAGGGGAGCAUGGGGAGGCCAGGGCUUUGCUUAAGCUGCAGAAAGGGAGGCGGCGGCGGCGGCGGCGAGAGAGAAGGCGAGUGCGCCCGCCUGGGGAAAGAGGACCCGCCACGAGCCCAGGCGCCUGCCGAGCUGCGGGACUGAGGCGCGCAGGGAUACCCUGGACAGCGCCCCGCGCUUCUCUGCCACUCCCUGUGCCCAGAGCAGCAGCAGCUAGCAGAGCCCGCGCGCCCGCCCGCCCGCCCGCCCAGCGACCCCCUUGCCCGGCAACAUGGACCUUCUCAUCUUGGGAUUCAACUAUCUGAGGAAAGGAUUGUCAAAGAAUUAGAACUGUUAGUCCCCCCAAGUCCUGCUAUGCUGCCUCUUGCAGGAGCACCUAAAGGCUUUUGACCAAGAAGUAAAUGAGUUUGUGGACUAUAUGUUUGGAGCUAGAGAUCCCAGAGUCAGAGGAUGGUUCAUGCUGGAUUCUUACCUACCCACUUUGUCCCUCACUGUUGCAUAUCUGCUCUUUAUAUGGCUGGGGACCACAUUUAUGAAGAACAGGCCUGCUUUGUCACUCAGGGGUCUCCUUAUUGUAUAUAACCUUGGAGUCACAAUCCUUUCAUUUUACAUGCUUAUAGAGCUAAUUCUUGCCACUUGGGAAGGAGGUUAUAAUUUACAGUGUCAGAACCUGACCAGUGCAGGAGAAGCUGACAUCCGGGUGGCCAAGGUGCUAUGGUGGUAUUACUUUUCCAAAGUCAUUGAAUUUGCUGACACUGUUUUCUUUGUGCUGCGGAAGAAAAACAGUCAAAUUACUUUCCUUCAUGUUUAUCAUCAUGCCUCUAUGUUUAACAUCUGGUGGUGCGUCAUGAACUGGAUACCUUGUGGACAAAGUUUCUUUGGACCCACCUUGAAUAGUUUUAUCCACGUUCUCAUGUACUCCUACUAUGGAUUGUCUGUCACUCCAUCCAUGCACAAAUAUCUGUGGUGGAAGAAAUACCUCACUCAGGCACAACUGAUCCAGUUUUUGCUCACCAUUACACACACGCUUAGUGCAGUUGUGAAACCAUGUGGAUUUCCAUUUGGCUGCCUCAUCUUCCAGUCCUCAUACAUGGCCACACUGGUCAUUUUGUUUGUUAACUUUUAUAUUCAGACAUAUCAGAAAAGACCUUCAAGAACAGAUAAGAAAGAGGUCCCUCUGGUGACAAAAAUCAAGAAUGGGUUCCAUAAAGAGUACUUAAUUGCAGCUAAUGGUGCUUUGAAUAAUAAAAAAGCACAAUAAUACUAUAACACA